CAGAGGAGGGGAAGAGAAUGCCUGGGAAGACAGGGAGUCGAUCUGGGCACGGUGGCCGGGGUGCCAGCUCCAACUCCGGGGUUCUGAUGGUCGGACCAAACUUCCGGGUCGGUAAGAAGAUCGGCUGCGGGAACUUCGGAGAGCUACGACUUGGAAAGAACCUGUACACCAAUGAAUACGUGGCUAUCAAACUGGAGCCUAUCAAGUCGCGGGCGCCACAGCUCCACCUAGAAUAUCGCUUCUACAAACAGCUGGGAAGUUCAGAGGGCGUACCACAGGUGUUUUACUUUGGACCGUGUGGUAAAUACAAUGCUAUGGUUCUGGAGCUGCUGGGACCUAGCUUAGAAGAUCUGUUUGACCUCUGUGACCGAACUUUCUCUCUAAAGACUGUACUCAUGAUAGCCAUACAACUGAUAACCCGUAUGGAGUUUGUCCACACCAGAAGCCUGAUCUAUCGAGACGUGAAGCCAGAGAACUUCUUGGUGGGCCGACCCGGCUCCAAACGGCAACACACCAUCCACAUCAUAGACUUUGGCCUAGCGAAAGAAUACAUAGACCCAGAGACCAAGAAACACAUCCCAUACAGAGAACACAAGAGUCUGACUGGGACUGCUAGAUAUAUGAGCAUCAACACACAUCUGGGGAAAGAGCAAAGCAGGCGGGAUGACCUGGAAGCUCUAGGCCACAUGUUCAUGUACUUCCUGCGAGGCAGCCUACCCUGGCAGGGACUCAAGGCUGACACUCUGAAAGAACGUUAUCAGAAGAUAGGAGACACGAAGAGAGACACACCAAUUGAGGUCCUCUGUGAAAACUUUCCAGAGAUGGCCACCUACCUGCGGUACGUGCGUCGGCUGGACUUCUUCGAGAAGCCUGACUACGACUAUCUGAGGAAACUCUUCACGGACCUCUUUGACAGAAACGGAUACAUCUUUGACUACCAAUAUGACUGGACUGGAAAGCCACUGCCCACUCCUAUUGGUCCAGUGGCCAGUGAGACUCCACUUCCAGCGAGCAACCGAGAGAAAGCACCCCAGACCAAAAACCAGUCUCCAGAGGGGAAAGGCAGUGAGUCGCAGCCCACUCCAGUGACCAAUCGAGAGCUGCUGGGCUCCCACCUCACUGCUGAUAGGCUGGGCGGGUCCGUCCAGGUGAUGAGUUCAACCAAUGGGGAGCUGAAUACAGACGACCCCACUGCAGGACACUCCAACGCACCAAUCACAGCCAAUGCAGAGGUGGAAGUGGCUGAUGAUACCAAGUGCUGCUGUUUCUUCAAGAGGAGGAAGAGGAAAGCGCUCCAGAGACACAAAUGAAAACGAGAGACGAGAGAGAAACCCUGGUCUCUGUGUUUUCUCUCUCCUUCUCUAGCCCUCUUCAUAUAGCCCUCCCUUUAUUCCUCCCUCAGUCUCCCUGUGACCCUCCUCCUCUGCUGUCCGAGGUCCCGUAGUUUACCUUGGGUCGGCUGGACUGGCUGGGCCACUGGGCAGCAGGAUAUGUUUGCUAAGCUGAUCUACUGGUUUCUACCGCUCUGGAAUGACCCGACAGACAGUAACAUGUUUGCUGUUCCACCUCGCAGCUUUAAUCGUGGACUAGCUGUGCCAACGGUGAAGUCUUCAUGUAUUUAUGGUCACAAACUGAACUGAAACUGGAUCAACACAGACUGCUAGACCGUGGCCGCAAACAGUCGAUAGACUGUAAAAGACAAGCUGACUUUUUACUGGCAGACUGGCUAGUUCUCUUUUGUGUUUUUAUUUUUAUUUUUUCUUCCUUACUGACUGGUUCAGAGGACAGAGAAGUGUAUCUCUGAGGAGAUACAGAAGAGAGGACAACAAAAGGACGGGAAGCAAUGAGACUGUUGGACCACACGUGCACAAAACAAAACACACACACACACACACACACACACACAUAUAUGUACAAACACGGUGCACACUUUCUCGAGCUCAUCAUAAAGACACUUCAUGGACAAACAGAUGCAGCUCUCGCACAUAGUCUAUAAAGUUUUUAUUCCCUAGGGUCAAAGGAAGUACAGUGCAACCGGCUUGGUCUAUUUCCUGCAACAGAUUGGGCUCGGUGUACUUCUCAGACACACUCACCCUAAGAGGAAAACCUCACAUCCACCAGAAUCCAAAGUU
Messenger RNA from Perca flavescens (yellow perch), 2132 nucleotides. Its product is annotated as casein kinase I. Lineage: Eukaryota; Metazoa; Chordata; Actinopteri; Perciformes; Percidae. Gene Ontology annotation, molecular function: protein serine/threonine kinase activity; ATP binding. The record is from RefSeq and is a predicted model, not a curated record. The transcript has 11 exons. Gene Ontology annotation, biological process: protein phosphorylation. The coding region runs from base 18 to 1310 and encodes 430 amino acids.